GCGUUGUUGUGUAGUUGAAUUCUAAGUUGAAGGUCGUUUAUUAUUCUCUUUUGGUCUUUCUCUCCCUCGCCAUUUUCAUCUGCAGCACCUUGCUUCCUAGCUCUCUCAAUCCACAAUUAUCUUUUCAACAAUUGAAUUCCAUCACCAUUCUUCACUCGCCCAUUGAACCACAUUAUUAUUAUUAUUAUUAUUAUUAUUAUUAAUUGUUAAUUUAUAUCAUCCACCGGUACCGACAAUGGUAUAGAUUUAUUUAUAAAUCUAUAUAUUUAUUUUCAUGUAUCUAUCUAUGCGUGCGUGCUGGUCUCAGAUUUUUUCUUUAUGUCCCUGAAUUGAUGUUUUAUAGAAUGUCCAUUUUUCCAACAAUGGGAUUUCAGCAGGACACAGUUGUUCUGAUACCUCCUUGGCUUGAACAACUUCUUCACACACCCUUCUUCAACGUGUGUCGGAUUCACGCUGACGCCGCUAGAAGCGAAUGUAACAUGUUUUGCAUAGAUUGCAAUGGUGAAGCCUUUUGCUUUUAUUGCCGUUCUUCAAGACACAAAGAUCAUCAAGUCAUUCAGAUAAGGCGAUCUUCCUAUCACGAUGUAGUGAGGGUCUCAGAAAUCCAGAAAGUGUUGGACAUCAGUGGAGUGCAGACAUAUGUAAUCAACAGUGCUCGAGUUUUGUUCCUGAAUGUGAGGCCUCAGCCAAAAUCUGGAAAAGGAGUAGCUCAGAUUUGUGAGAUUUGUGGAAGGAGCCUCUUGGACCCAGUUCGGUUUUGCUCUUUGGGAUGUAAGCUUGAAGGAAUAAAGAAAAAUGGGGAUGCAAGCUUUGCUUUGGAUGGUAGGAAUGAAGAAUUGACAAUGGAUACUUCAAGGGGAUCAGUCUCGUCAAGACAGCAAGAAGAAGGAUUGCGUGAAGGUUCAACACAAGACAUGUAUUCAUCCACGCCUUCUCCACCUUCUUCAAAUGCAAGGAGAAGAAAAGGCAUUCCUCAUAGGGCACCUUUUGGCUCCUAAUUAAUCCCAAUGGUUAUUCCUUCUAUAUACCCUCCAAGUUGGUACAUAUUCAAUAUUCAGCAUCAUCUACAUUUUUUUUACUUGUAAUAUACAACCCUCUCUGGUGGGAAGCCUCGUGAUUAUAAAAUUUUUCAAUAAAAAUAAUGAAAAAGAAUAGGAGCCUUUAGAGGGGGGGUUUGUCCAAGGUCCGUGAUGUGGGAAAAGAAAGGGUAUAUAGGAAAGUUACCUCUUUUCGGGUCUAGGUCCCAAAAAACAAAUUCCCCCUUGUGAAGAUUCAAUAAUGCAUAAUUGUUGUGGGUGUAUACGUAAUUAAGGAAUAAAAACGCAAGUCUUUGGAGAGUCCGUUUUAUAGUUUUCAAUGGCCCACCAUCCACAUGGACCGUUUACAUAAAGAUAACCACAACUUUUUAUAUCUUUUGUAUUUUUAUUUAUUUAAUUUUAUUAAUUCGUGUGCAUGUAAUUAUGUAAAUUAACGGGGACAAAUCAACUUUCUAUUUAUCA
Glycine soja is the source of this 1499-nucleotide messenger RNA. RefSeq lists its product as uncharacterized. The transcript has 3 exons. The record is from RefSeq and is a predicted model, not a curated record. Bases 333 to 998 code for a protein of 221 amino acids. NCBI's taxonomy places the organism in Eukaryota, Viridiplantae, Streptophyta, Magnoliopsida, Fabales, Fabaceae.